This is a messenger RNA of Rhizophagus irregularis DAOM 181602=DAOM 197198, 702 nucleotides long. RefSeq lists its product as uncharacterized. The record is from RefSeq and is a predicted model, not a curated record. NCBI's taxonomy places the organism in Eukaryota, Fungi, Glomeromycota, Glomeromycetes, Glomerales, Glomeraceae.
AUGGAACAAUCUGACGCACCCGAUAUUAGAGAACGUCCUGAAGAGUCACCCGAAGAGGCGCUAAUGGCGUCCUUCCGUGUAGCUGCCGAAUCUGUUGCACAGCUUUACAAAACCUCUUUGAAUCAAAAAACGAAAUAUCAUAACACUGGAUAUGAACAAUGUCUGCAAGAUUUAAUGGGCUUCGUUUCUUCCCAUCCUAGUGUUCAACAAAGAAGACAAACAGGUGGGGAUGGACGGGACGCGUUCAUAUCGGUGCAGGAUUUGUGCAGUUUCAUCAAUUCCAAAACAGAGCAGCUAAAAUCAGUGACUCGAAGGAAUCGUGAUGAAGGAAUUAAUGUUCGUUUACAAUCACAACAAUCGCAACACCAGCAUCAACAACAAUUUUUGCACGAUCAAAUUUCAACUUAUGAUCAAAUAUGCCCAACUUCUAACAUACCACCAACUUCAGCCAACGUAUUUGAAAACAACCAUGAGACAUUUAACUUUUCCUUUCCAGAUCAUGUUACGUUUAACUCUCUUCAGCGCGAAAUUGAUUGUAUUGAUACGGGCCAAGGAGGAAUUGGUAUCUUGACUGGAAACGAUAAUUUAAAAAGACGUUACAAUGGAUCAAGCGAAUUGAAUUUCUUAGGACGAUCUACAACUUUUGAAUGUUCAUUUUACGAACCUCCCACUAAGAAAGGAAGGUUACGCAAGGAAGAAUGA